AUGGCGGACGGCAACUCGACCGCCGCUAUAAGACUCAGCAGCAGCCAUCGCCGCCUGAAAGUCGAAAGUGCAGUAGACUCAAUCAGUGCUCUACCUGAUGUGAUCCUCCAACACAUACUCUCUUUUGUUCCGACCGAAUUAGCCAUCGGAACUUCCCUCUUGUCGACAAGAUGGAGGCAUGUAUGGUGCGGUACACCUUCUCUCUCCUUAUGUGGAAAUACACUGACGGCUGAUUCCAUAAACGAAACCCUAACUCGCUACACAGCUCAGAAGAUGACGGAUUUUCACCUCAAAAUCAUCACGAAGAAGACUAUUGGCCACAUGCACAUAUGGAUCAAGUUCGCCAUGUCCCACAACGUGGAGAAUCUGUCCCUUGAUAUCAAUAGUGGUGGUUUCAUGAAUGAUGAUGAGUGUAACUUUCCUGAUUUCUUCUACAUCAAUUCAUCUGUCAAUCAACUCAGCAUUAAGUCAACCUAUCUUUGUAACAUCACUCCCAUAUGCUCUGUGUCUUGGACAUCACUGAAGAAGUUGUCCUUAAGUAGUUGUGGUCUCUCUGAUGAAUCCAUGGAUAAGCUCAUAUCUGGUUGUCCCUUUCUCGAAAGCUUAUCAUUGUGUUGGUGCAACAAAUUCAAGGUUCUUGAUCUCACCAAAUCACUGCGUCUGAGAGCAUUGGAAGUAAAAAUUAGUUGCGUAACGGAGAUCGUGGCACCACAUACCCAUUGUCUCAUAUUGAGAUCAGCGUUAUCAUGUACUUUAGUUGAUGCCGCGUCUUUAACCGAAUCUAAACUAGACAUAUUUUUUUUCUCAACGAACUCGAACUUCAAGCUUGAUUUUUUCCAAGCCAUGGUGCUAAAGAUGCUAGGAAAUUUACAGAACGUCGAGAAGCUUACUUUUGGGGGAAACUUUCUUCAGGUUUUAUCUCUUGCCGAGGUUCUUGGUGUUCCUUUUCCGAAGUUCAAGAACGAGCAUCUUGACAAGUACUUGAAUUUGCAAGGGUUGUACUUGAAUUUGCAAGGCUUGAACGCGGAUCAAUGCUGGAGAUCAAAAGAUGGAGUCGCUUGGAACAAGUCUCGUUGGGAUGUAGAGGUGAAGCAUGUGGUUUCGUUAGUGGAACUUGUGUUUAAAAACACAAAGACAUUAGACAAGUUGGUUGUACAGUUAAACGAACGUUACUUUAGGCAUAUCUUUGAAGACCUGGUCACGACAUUUUCUCACAAUAACAAUGUCUUCAUUUCGCUCUCCCCCGACACACCAGAUGCGUGGUGA
This is a messenger RNA of Microthlaspi erraticum, 1266 nucleotides long. NCBI's taxonomy places the organism in Eukaryota, Viridiplantae, Streptophyta, Magnoliopsida, Brassicales, Brassicaceae. The record is from the annotation of a GenBank genome assembly.